Messenger RNA from Lepisosteus oculatus (spotted gar), 4302 nucleotides. NCBI's taxonomy places the organism in Eukaryota, Metazoa, Chordata, Actinopteri, Semionotiformes, Lepisosteidae. The record is from RefSeq and is a predicted model, not a curated record.
UUCUGCGGGAUGUACAGUAACUGAUAAAACUUUCAUUAGUUUGAAACCUAAAAGAUAUGCAAUAUAAGGCAAACCCAAAGCCCAUAGAAUAGCUACGCCUUGUUGCUGUUCUCUGAAUAAAGUACUGAGCCUAAAUUAUGUUUACUAAUUGUAAGCUGUGUUACUGUUUCUUUAGAGGCAAUUGACUAGUUUGCUUAAUACUAGUAUUAGUUACUGCGUACAAAACGCCGUUUCCAUUCACGAUGUUCCACUAGGGGGAGCAUAUGUAACAUUUUGAAGAUGCUUUCCUUAAUAGAAUAAUAUUGCGACAUUUUGCGAUAACUUUAACAUUAGACAUUAUUAUCAAAUGUUUUAUUUUGAUAGUAAUUGGAAGAAGGAAUUGAGCAUUUAUGAAUAUUAAAAUAUGCCCUUUUCAUUUCAGAUUCAAACACCUGCAGGAUUUUCCAGCAUAACAGAAUAUUGGUUAUUCACAAAUUUCCAUGUUAAAUAUCAGAAACAAAUGAAUGUUUCUUUAUGUCAAAUUUAUUUGAUAAUUGUAUUUAGAGACAUAAUAUUCUUGUUUUGUUAAUGAAUUAAAAUCAUAAUUUGCAUGAAUGUAUUGCCUUACCAAAAGAUCCAAAAGCACUUUGUAUAGAGUAGGGGAACCUACGUGUGCAACCAUCUUGGACCAGCAGUCCCAAGUACACAACAAUCUCUCCUUCUUAAAAGAAGUUCUGUUCUUGGAGAAAAAAUUGUAAGUGAUUUCUAAUCAACUGACAAUCAAGGAUGGUUAGAUUGAUGGUUUACUACUGCAGUAAUCAACGAGAAUCCUAAAUUCUAUGUUGGAAUACAGUUAAAUUCCAGUCUAGAGUGGAUUUCUCAAACUAAAAACAAAAUUAACAGGUUUAGAUGGAUGUAAAAACAAGUGAAAUGUUUAGUAGAUCUUAAAUCAUGUUAAUUUAUCAAUCUAGACUGAACUGAAAACAAUUUCAAAUCUAAAAUAAAUAUGGUAAAAACGAAACUCAUUGCAUACAAAGAUACAAUAGACAUGUUUUCAUUGAGAUCACAAAAAGGUCAUAUUUCCUCAUAUAAGAAAAGUUCCAACAGGAAAGUUACAGUGUAUUCAGUUGAAAAGUAAUUCUUUGCUUUCUUUACAGUGCUGGGCAUUACAAAGCCCUUUAAGAAAACACUAACAGAUAAUAAAGAAUUGCAAUUAUUUUUAAGGAGGACAGUCGAGUAGUUGAAGAGAUGUUUUUAGUUCGAUUGGAUUAACUCAGCAUUAGUGAUACAUUUAAAGUAAGAACAAUCUAACCAUUUUUGUGCUUUAGUUUUAUAUCUUUUUAUGCUCCCUUUCAUCCCAUGAAAUUUAAUUGAAUUGUGACCGCUGUACAAAGUAAAUUCUUUCACUUGAAUUGAAUGAACAGAAAGCCCCUGAGGCACGGGUGACAUCCGAAGGAAAACCAAGUUCAUAAUAUUCAAUUUGAUAAAGGGGUUGGAGUCUACCAGCUUGAAGGUUUACAGGCUAGUGGUGUUUGAAUUAUUCAUGUUGAAGCUUCUUUCUGGAAAGGUCAAUACUUCUGAGGGCACAAAAAAUCCCCUUUCAUCAUGUUUUACCUCCAAAUGCCAACCUUUUUUUCUGAUUUGGAAAUUCUGUAUUUUAUUAAAAUCUUCACUGAGUGAAUGGAAUUUUCAUUGAUUAAGCCCAAAUUCUCUUUUGUGCUUUUAUUAUUUUUAUUUUGUUGCUUUUGAGCCCUCACAUACUGUACACUCCCACUAUAAAACAGAUACUCCUAUGCCUUCGAGUGGCAUCAGCUUUCUUGUUUUAAACAUUUGGCUUUUUCAUAUAUUUUGUUUCAAUUAGCAGGUCUGUGAAUUCAAGUGAGCCCCUGUAUGGAAGCAUAUAACCUGUUUGUAGGAUCUAUGCUUUAUCACUCAUUAUUAAAAUAACCAUUUUUGUAGCAGAAGGUGUUUAUCAUAAAUAGGUUAUUCCUGAUUAGUCUUGUUCUGGGUUGGAUUAGCACAGUUAUGUAACAUCUGUGACUUAAAACUCUUUAUAUUUGGUUUUAGUGUACUAGUGUGAAGAUGAAAAGUGCACAGUCUUUGGAUAUUGGGACUCUUGUGCAGAUAGCUGAAACACUGGAAUCUAUUGUCUCUCGUUGUUUUGGACCAAAUGGAGGCCUGGUGCUUUUCACAAAAGCCACAGGAGAGGUGCUGUUAACGCGUGAUGGAAAGAAGAUUCUCCAUUCUCUUCUUCUGGAUCAUCCUGUAGCUAGAGUGCUGGUGGACUGUGUUUCUGUCCACUGCAGCAUGACGGGUGACGGUGCCAAGUCGUUCAUUCUGCUCCUGUCUGCGCUGCUUCGAGGGCUUCAGGCCUCAGUGGAGAAGGGCACAGGGCGACAAACAACCUGUCACAACUCUUCAGGCAGAGGAAAGCAAGCAAGUCAAGAAGUAAGACAGGUGGCCAACUGUCUUCUUACAUUUCAGACCCAGUAUGUGUCUGCCUUCCAGGGUGCUUUCCGAAUGCUUCAGCAAACCUGUGAGCCUGUUGGUUUAUGGAACAGUCACCGCUUACACAGCAAGCAUUCUGUAAGAAGCGCCCAUAAAACAAGCUGUAGCUUGAAGUCUUCUCUCAAGUCAGGUAAUGACACAGCUGCUGACAGAAGCAGUGACUGCCAUGAUGAUCAGUGCCCUGCCAUUGAAGAAUUGCACUGCAGCAGUGCUUCAGUAGAUGAUGAAAAGAGAAUGGAAGGAACAGUGAAAAGAGAGCCAAGGAAGCUUCAAAGCAAAAGAUACGACUGCAGUGGUCCACUGAAUGGAACCAACAUCAGUGGUCAUGGCUCAGAUGAAAACUCUCAGGAUAGCACUGAAUCGGGAUCAUGUCCACAACAGUCUAGACCCACAAGUGAUGCUUCUAACGAACUGACAGUACAGAGAAAAUCAGUUCUUUUCAGCGAUCCAGUGAAUAAUGUGCUAGAGAAGUGCUGCAGGAUCACGGUUGGUAAUUUUGAAGCUAUGGGCCAAGUAUUCAACCAAAAGCCUCCUGAGACUUUAAUAGAAGCAGGCAGCAUUUUGCCAGUAGGAGGCGUAUUUGAGUUCCUUUUACACCAUUACCUUAAACUGUACUCCAAGCAGGAUGUUGAGUCCGACACCAAAACAGCUUGCAAUAUAAUUGCAGACGCCGUGCUGAACAUACCCAGAAGUGUUUAUAAGGAAAAGGGCACAAACAGACAAUUUUUAGAAGUGCACACAAAAUUCGCACGUGAUAUAAAAAUAAAAGGCCAAAUAUGUGGCUGGUUAGAUUUUAAUGAGUCGGUGUCCUGUAAAUAUCAGCUGUUGGUCUCAGUGCUGCAGUGUCUGCAUACGCUGGUGUCCCUCGACUUUCUGGUUCACAGCUCCAGAAGGACUCGUACUGGAGUAGAAUGUGAAUCAGAAGACAGUGACUAAAUGAUAAAAUGUUACUUGUUUUGCAACUUGAAGACCUUUGUACAUUGUCUUUUUAUGGAUGUUAAUUAUUUUGAAAAUGGCUUCAGUUUCAAUUUAUGAAUACACUGUACUAAGCACUCAUUAAUGUAACAUCACGAUUUUCUGAUUCUGUAUAUAAAAGUCAAGUCUACAAAUAAUUACCCUUUAAAGUUAUGUGAAAGUUACAUUCCUGUACAUUUCAAGAAGUAUUAUUUUUACUAUAUUCAGUUAUCCUGUAAAUUUUGCCUGCUAUUUAUUGAACCACAUAUUUAUUGUCUUAUCUAAGUGAUUGUUCUGUUUGAGAUAUUCACAAAGUUGUGUGAUUUGUUGAUGGCUAGUGUCCACUAACUUAAGUCAUAGAUGUUUCUAAAAACAUUUGGAUUUGACCUCUGAAAAUCCAGAGGUCUUAGUUCUGUUUUUACUGUUAUUAAAAACAAUUUAACAAUAAUUUAUUCAGAGACCUAUAUUCAACAUAAACACGACGAAUCUGAACUAGUGUAUGAUAUUAAGCACCAAAAACUAUAUGGAUUAAUUUUGAAGCCAUACUAAAUCAAGGACCUAUUUCAUGGAGGAUAGGCUCUUAAAAAUGGUGUUCACCUUUUUAAAAAUGUAUAAGUUUAAAACUUAAGGUUGAGUACCACAACACAGAAUAGUGGUGAGGGCAUCAGACAAGAGGAUCAUGAGCUCACAUCCCAGAUACGACUCUGAUGAUGUUCCUUUGAACAGCGUACGUAAUUCAAAAUUGCUCUGGAAAAAUGCCUAGCUGUGUAAGUACCCUCCAGGCCACCAUUGUAAACAAGAAAUUGUUUCUCAAUUGACUUAUCCGGUUAAAUCAAUGAAUAAAGAGAGGUUUUCUUUUUU